Colletotrichum destructivum is the source of this 1387-nucleotide messenger RNA. RefSeq names its product Putative NTF2-like domain superfamily protein. The record is from RefSeq and is a predicted model, not a curated record. Bases 464 to 1333 code for a protein of 289 amino acids. Lineage: Eukaryota; Fungi; Ascomycota; Sordariomycetes; Glomerellales; Glomerellaceae. The transcript is spliced from 3 exons.
CCGACGCCGUGUAACGGCGCCCUUGUCCGCUUUGGCACCCUCAGCUGGUUCCAGGCUGUUCUACACUGCGACGCUUCGAGUGAGUGCGUGCGUUCGCCUUGGCUUUGGGAGGGCUCGGACGUUCGAAUCUCGUCCGCCGUCCCAUCUGCCAACGCGUAAAAGACGUGCCCCGCUGCUGCGGCGGGAAACGUUACUUUGACGGGAUACUUUUGGCGCGGUAUUCUCCCGUUGCGAUUUGCGUUUCAAGAGAGGGGGGCUUGGUCGUGGGGAGGCAUCGCCACCUGUUCAAAAGCGCUUUUUGUUUCCCGUCACUCGUGUCUCUCCUCCAUCCACGCGUAUCUGAGACAUCUCACCCUCCCGUGCGACGACGCUCUCUGGUGGAUUCUUCAAAAGUUUAUUAGGAAGACACUUUUCUCUUCUUCUUCUGUCGACUCCCCUCCACGUUGGACUUCACCUCAUCAACAUGGUUCUUGUGAACACCCAGGACCCGACGCCCGAGGUCGCUGCCUCGGGCCGUGCCGCGUUGCCGGAUUAUGUCACGACGCCAAACGCCGUUUUCGACGAUGAAGGGGUCCAGUGGAGAUACGGCAGAGCGCCAGACUACACAAAAACCCGCAAGGUCUGGAGGGAGGGCAAAAAGAUGAGCCACAAGGCUGGCAGCCUCGAAGAGAUCGUGGAGAACUUGGUCAAGAACUGGGAGGUCGAGGCCUCUUUCAAGACACGGCUUGAGGACUGGCGGACCGUCGACCACGCGAAAUACACCUUCUCCGUCAACGGGGGCCCGCCGCAGACGGGCGAGUACAUGCUCAAGGUCGGCACUUAUAACGCUGUCAUCACGCCCAACGAGUACUACAGUCCCGACUACUCCGACUUCGCAUCGAGCCACAAGACUUUCAAGAGGAUGAUGCCUAACUUCGCGUGGGAGGUCCUUGAGGUCUACAGCGGCCCGCCCUGUGUGGCUUUCAGGUGGCGUCACUGGGGGUACAUGAAGAACGACUAUGUGGGAUUUAACGACAAAGGAGACAAAGUCACAGCCAAGGCCCAUGGAGGACCCAUCGACAUUGAAGGCGUGACAAUCGCGAGGGUCGACGAUCAGCUCCGCUUGCAGGCCGUAGACACUUGGUUCGACUCGCUGCAGAUGUUUAGGCAGAUCGCCCCGGACGGCGUGGUCAAAAAGGAAGCUAAGACUGAUAACCGGGGGCCAGAAGCCAGGUUCGACGAGGCGGUGGCGCAAGAUAUCAAGCUGUCGCCUGAGGACAUAAGUAAACUGCACAGCGAUGUGGUGAACGGCAAGAGGUCAGGAGGAUGUCCUGUGAUGAUGAAUAGGGAGUAGAGGUCAGCAUAGAAUAGUUAGAAGAACGCAACCAAUAUGAUCAAACUGAUUGCC